GUUUUCCGCCGGAAACACCGGUGGACGCGCGGGCCCUCCCGUCGACGGUUCGGAGCGGGCCGGGCUGGGAUGACGGGAGGAGCAGGUGGGCGGAGGUAGCCCACGGCCGCGAAUCCCCUCUCCCCCAGCCGUCUCACCUGCAGCGCGGGCCGGGUCGGCGGGGUGCCCGGGUGCAGGAAAGGGCGCCUCGCCUUCGCUGCAUCGGCUCCCCCCCCGACGCCCAGUCUCCCCCCCGAUCGAACCCGAGGCGCAGCCUCGCCCCGCCCAGGCCCAGCGAGUCUACAGAAGGUCCGGCUUCUGUUCCGGCCCGGUCGGGCCAGAGCCGUCCGUCUGUCACGGCCCCGCGGUCACUCAUCGGUGUGACCGUCGAGAGGGAGGAAGAGAGCGCGCGGGGUGUCUGCCCGGCAGGUGCUGCCCGAGGGGUGGGUCAAAGGAGAGCGGCCGACGGAGCCAAGGAAAGGAAGGGAACGGGGGAGCGGGGCGAGGAAAGACGAGCGGAAGGCGGGGGGUGAGGUGGGGAAAGGGAGAGGUGAGGGGAGGAAGCGCGUUAUAGGUGCCAUGCCCGCGCCUGGCUCCCUUGGCCGCUACUUUUCCUGCUGCUACUUGUUGGUGCUGCUUGCAUCAUCUCCCAUCCCAUCCCCAUUCCGCUGCUACAACCUGUGCCCCUCGCACCGGCUGUUGCUCCACGACGUCGUCGUUGGUAGCCUGUGUGGGUUUGUGUGAGUUUGUGUGUGCGAGUGAAAGAGACGCGCCGGAGAGGAGAAGAGGAGAAGAGAAGGGGGAGGGAGGGAGAAGAGCGAGAGAACAGGAAAGUGGGAGGAGGUGGGGGGGAAGUGAGUUGAUCUAAAAUCGUAUAUUGGUGUUGCGGAUCAGCGAUCCUGGCACCUCCAUCCAUCCGCAUUUCUUUCCUGCUGCUCCACUUGCUUCCUCCUCCAUUCCUGGCCAUCGGGGGCCGUGGCAGCCUGCCUGCUGCUUGCUUGAGCAGUCGAGAGUUUUACGCCGAUGUGUGAGAUGCGCCUGCACUGAUCAGAUCAUAUUCUUCUCGUCCUUGCCUUCUUUUUUCUCAUUCUUUCCCACCUCCGGUGUCCUAUAUCUGGUUUAGAGGCCGUGUAGUAUCCUUCCAGGACCACCUUCUGCCUUCUGUGCUUCCCUCACCGUUUCCUCUCGCGGCGUCGAUCGGCAGACUGGCGAGUGCUUCUCAUCUGGGUUGUAAGAAAAGUAUCAUAUUGCUGCGGCGGAAUUUUUCGAACGCUUGUUCCCUCUUCUGUUCUCUGUCUCUGCAGAUGCUCUGAAGAAGAAGAAGAAGAUUACAGAGGAGGCAAUUGCAUAUCAUCGAGAGCGCAACCGAGGAGGAGGAAACUGAUGAUUAGUUGUUAGUUUUUGGUGUUUCGAAGGGAGGCUUCUUGCCGCGCAGAGAGAGGAUCUGGUUGUGUGUCCCGUCUGUCUAAAGUAGUUGCGUGGGACAGAUCCUGCUUCUUUUCGCCUGUUUACGUUUACCGUUGUCGAUAUAAGUUGUUUCGGGUUCGCUACAGGGCAAAGGUCGGCAAGUUCGGCAAGUUCGGCAGGUCGUCGCGUAGCCAAUCUAUUCCGCAGAUCUUCGUUCUUGUCUAGGGGUUGCACCCGCGUUAAAUGGCUCAGGAGAGCUGGAAGCGGGAUAAGGAAGAGACAGGAUGUCAGCCCCCGGAAGGGCCCGUUCUUUGUACAAAUAACUGUGGUUUCUUUGGGAGCGCCACUACUUCGAACCUUUGUUCCAAGUGCUAUAGAGAUCUUGUUUUAAAGCAAGCAAAGGCGACAUCGGCGAAAGCUGCUGCCGAGAAAGCUUUUCUUACGACUGCGCCUAACGACUUUUCUCUCGAAAGAACGGACCAGUCUGCCAGGCAGGCUCUAGAGACCCUCGCCGCAGUGGCUCCAUCUGCCAGUGAGCCAUCGAGUGGAGGAGGAACGUCGUCGUCGACGGCCGCAGAUGAGCAAGAGCCGCCGCGCCAGCAGGCUCCCAACCGCUGCUUUUCUUGCAAGAAGCGCGUGGGUUUGACUGGCUUCAAGUGCCGUUGUGGAAAUACGUUCUGUUCUUUACAUCGGUACUCUGACAAGCAUAGUUGUUCGUUUGAUUAUAAGACGGCCGGUCGCGAUGCCAUAGCCAAAGCCAACCCUGUAGUGAAAGCCGAUAAGAUAGAUAAGAUCUGAUUUAUUACUCACUCCUGUACUUUCUAAUUAUUUAGGAUAGCGGUUCAAACCAGCAAGAGAUGCGUUUCCAUUAGGUGCCUUGCUUUGAAGAGAAACAAAUCAUUGGGGCUCAUCGUCAUGUCAUUCAUGUUUCUCGGCAGGAGAUGGGAAUUUUAGUCUAGUUUUCUUUUUUCAUUCCAGUGAUCCUGCAGCCUGAAACACAUUAUUGAAAGUUGUGAUGUGUACCUAUCAGUAAUCCACGAUUUUUUGGUGGGCCUUGUACAGCAGCUUAAUAUGUUUACUCACUUUCUGAUGAAAUCUUGGAGUCUGCCUUCGUGUGCCUUGUGUUUGAGUGGAGUUGUUUUGGUACGUAGAUCGCAUGUCGAUUUGUUUCUCGCCUCGUCCCAAGGUACGGCUUUUCACACGGUUCAGCGAGAGAUGCGGAAUGCCGGCCAUGGCCAGUCGUGAAGAUUGAGUUAGUGGGAUUUCAAUUGAUGGAUCAUGAUGGAUGUGUUGGACCACCGCUCGUACGGUGUAUGCUUCUGUGUCAUGACGUGCGAGCGCUGCAAAUAACUGGUGGAAAGUGCUGCAAGUGUCUGGUCCUCGUAGAGAAUGGUCCGGGGUCUUAAUUUUAUGUGCUAGACCAUACCGGGCGAGGAUGGGGGAGGUAUAUUUCUGCCGAACGUUACGAUGCGUGUUCGUUGACCCUUCCGGUGCGUCGACUUUGAGCGUGUGUGGAAGUGUGGACGACAGCUCGAUAUGGAGUUGCGGCACCGGAAAUUACCGACUGUUCCCGGGCGAAUCUUUGACAGGAAAGGUGCUACCGGGAAAUUCAUAAUAUAUUUUCAGAGGCAAAGGAGUCGUCGGUCGACGUUAUGACAUUAGACCCAACGUAGUGGCUACCAUCUCUUGACGGUGGAUGAUAGGUUCCGCUUCGCGAAUUACCCGAAUGCAAGUUACCGUUGUCGAGAUCUACUCUCAUCAUCCACCUGGCUCUUCUUCCAGCGUGUGAGAAUCUCCUCGGGCUGUUGUCAUGCGUGGAAGGGGCCGCAUUUUUUGGUCAAUGCGUGAAAGCGGAGGGAGGUAUUAAAAUAAAUCCGGGGGACAAAUUGGACGUUUUCGUCACCCAUGCAGAGAAAGACGCGAGGACUCGUCGGGCGGAUGACAAGUCCGUUGCAGAGAGGACGAGGGAAAGUUGUAAACAACGAAAAUAAGUGUUGCCUUGAAAGGGGGAAAAGGGUACACGCGCAAGGCCACCUUGCGCAGGGUCGUAGGACACGAGAAGUAAGAAAGUAAGGCAUCAUCGCCAGUCACGCUAACAGUUAAAAGAAAUGGUGAUCCCCUCGAUGGGCCGAGAAUCGGUCCGAGCACUAGUGGUCAAAUCUCACAAGGCGUCUCUGUACAUCUAUUCACAUCUAUUGACGGUGAAGAAUAUGGGGCCGGCCCCCCGCGAUACGACGGUAGACGAUAAGCACUGCUGCAAUGCAGAUAACGUCUGAGGUGGAAGGAACUAAAUCUCAGAACCUUUGCGGUUAGGGCGGUUGCACAUGAGCUGGGGUUAAGGGAAAAAGACCAGAGCAUACGCGCAAUAAGACAAAGCGCCAUCACUGCAAUACUUCCUAGUCAAGACAAGUGUGGCCCGGGUAUCAGGCAUGAACGCUGUCAACUCCUCCGUCCGUGAAAGUCCGGCUGGGAGGCGUUUCCAUAAGAUGCCACUUUCAAAUCUAGCGAAAAGCAAGUCAUGCUGCUUUCCUCCGUAGAAAUUACAGUCAAGUUUUCGUACGCGGAUGGACAGUGGAUGGAAACCAUCGACGAGAUUGUAUCGAAAUCCUGGACGGACUUGGUGGAGCGGGCCACAGAGCGUAUAUCCGUUAUGUAGCAACGUCUAAGUGGUCGAGAGGGUUGCCGAUGAGACCAUGUCUAAUUCGAGGUACUGGAGAUAAUUCCGAAGCGUAAGGAACCGACAGCGAAUGGAAAUGAGACUUUGGUGGAAGCCUGGAGUUUAGGUGACAUAUGAUUAGGACUUCGGCAAAUGAGAAUCAGUGGUGGUGGCAUGGGGAGGCUUAACUGAAACGGAGGGACGGGCCAUCGCAUCUGCGAAGCGUCCAAUGUUGUGGCCGUUCGCCAACCCGAAAACGAGAAAGCACUAUAAGGAUACGAGGACAGUAGCGGGUUGUUCGCACAUUGUGACGUGAUGCCCCCAACAACUGUGCUCCAACGCUUUUACCAAUGUCUUCAAAACACGCAAAGCUUUCAGGGUGAACCGACCUAAUUUGUUUCAACUUUACCACACUGUUGGCGACAUGUGUAGAUUCAAGUGGAAUUAGCUCUCGGACCACGUCGACUCUCCCCGCUACACUAGGAAGGAUGAUAUCAAUACACACAAGAUAUCUUUUGUGAGAAUCUCGGUAAUAUUUUGGGAACAAUAAUUCCUCGUCUUGGAGCUGAUGACUGACGGAGGAGAGCAUGUAGGGGAGAAUUCGGUGCCGAGUCAAAGUCGCCCAACAAGAAAAGUUCCAAAACCCCUCCCCCACCACUUUUCUUAUCAUACUCCGGAGUCCAGAAACAAACAACCGUCCCCGCAGUCCACUCUAAGUUUUUCCGGAUCGAUCCACACUAGAGUGGCCGCUGACACAGAAACUUUAAAAAGCUGGGCUGGAAGGAUCAGGUUCGUGCGGACGGGAACAGGAGGAGCGCGAGAAGAAAGAUGAUUUCGUAAAUUGCAUUCUUCCGAUGUGCUUAAGAGGAUCUAAUUUCUGGAAGGAAAAGAACCGUUUAAUAAUACAAAGGUCGAGUUGUUUGUUUGGGGGCUGGCAGUAUUUUCCGGCAGGUUUGAACUGCUCUGUUGGACUUUCUACGAAGAAGCCGGCAAAAUAAGGAAUUGAUUUAUCAGACGUGCAGAAUAUCGGCUGUUGAACUUGCAGGCUUGUUUACUUUCGG
Molecule: messenger RNA, 5103 nt
Organism: Marchantia polymorpha subsp. ruderalis
Lineage: Eukaryota; Viridiplantae; Streptophyta; Marchantiopsida; Marchantiales; Marchantiaceae
Source: the annotation of a GenBank genome assembly